CUUCAGCAAGGAGAAAGACUGAAAUUAAAGCAGGAAAAGGUGAAUCUUUCACUUGAGACUUUUCCUGAGGUUGAAAAGAACAUUAUGAAAGGCAAAACUCUGGCAGAAAGCAACCAGAAACCAGACUGAGAAGAAGCAGAAAAACAACGGAGACCGUACACCACAACAUCAGGUCUUGGAGUGCCAUCACAGACUGACGACCCAGUACAACAGCCCAGGCUGAUGAUCUGACCAGAAGGACUUCCAUACCUUCAGUGCACAGGGGUGAGGAUGAUCAGCCUGUCGUACUCACACAUCUCUCUGGCUGACAUCGCUCAGAAGCUGCAGCUGGACAGUCCUGAAGACGCAGAGUUCAUUGUGGCCAAGGCCUUCCGUGACGGUGUGAUCGAGGCCAGUAUAAACCACGAGAGAGGUUACAUCCAGUCCAAAGAGACCAUGGACAUCUACAGCACACGAGAGCCUCAGCUGGCCUUCCACCAGCGCAUCUCGUUCUGUCUGGACAUACACAACAUGUCCGUCAAGGCCAUGAGAUUUCCACCCAAGGCCUACAACAAGGACCUGGAGUCUGCUGAGGAGAGAAGAGAGCGAGAGCAGCAGGAUCUGGAGUUUGCCAAAGAGAUUUGAGUUUUGCCUGUCUGUUCCUCCUUUAGCUUUGCUCUUAUUAUAAUCCAUCAACAUACUGUGUGAUAUAACAUAAAGAACAUCAGAAGUUCUCCAGUUUGUUGUACUAAUGCAUGCAUCAGUUUUAUACAUUCAUAGCAA
Carassius gibelio (silver crucian carp) is the source of this 762-nucleotide messenger RNA. Its product is annotated as 26S proteasome non-ATPase regulatory subunit 3-like. Lineage: Eukaryota; Metazoa; Chordata; Actinopteri; Cypriniformes; Cyprinidae. Gene Ontology annotation, cellular component: proteasome regulatory particle, lid subcomplex; proteasome complex. The transcript is spliced from 5 exons. The record is from RefSeq and is a predicted model, not a curated record. Gene Ontology annotation, biological process: ubiquitin-dependent protein catabolic process; regulation of protein catabolic process. Gene Ontology annotation, molecular function: enzyme regulator activity. Bases 271 to 624 code for a protein of 117 amino acids.